This is a messenger RNA of Pieris brassicae (large cabbage white), 1531 nucleotides long. RefSeq lists its product as uncharacterized. The transcript is spliced from 4 exons. Lineage: Eukaryota; Metazoa; Arthropoda; Insecta; Lepidoptera; Pieridae. The record is from RefSeq and is a predicted model, not a curated record. The coding region runs from base 1 to 1194 and encodes 397 amino acids.
AUGUCCAACACGGAGUAUUUAUCCAAGGAUAUUCUUGAAGACCAGUAUAUCCGAUCGUUUUCUCCGUUUCAUUACAUCGAAGUAGCUUUAGGCACAAGUCGUAUCCAUUUACGGAACAGAUUUGUCACCAGCCCGACUUUAUCUCAAAAAGUAUAUUCUCUCGUUUGCGCUGUGUUGACUUGCGCUCUCCACAUCUAUGUGACAAUUACGUACUUCGAAAAAUAUUAUAAAUAUCCGAUAAUUUACUACACUUUCGUAUCUCUAGCUAGUAUGCACUUUUUGACGUUCGCCUGCAAUAUUAUACAUCUAAGAUUUUUCAAUACUAUAGAAAAUCAGGAAUUUUACGUCCAAAUGCAACAGUUAGACAGGUUGUUGAAGGUACAUGAUUGUUUAAAUAACAUGCAGUAUUUAUACAAUAUUUACACAGUGGUUGCAUCUACUCUGAUUUUGUUUAUCACCUUUAUCUGUGGCGUAUUUCUGCAUUAUCUAUUAGCAAUUGGUUUUAUCGGAGUUAUUUAUGGAGUCCUAUGUUGUGCCCUCGAAUGGAUGCAUUGCGCAAGCUUGUUGAUAUAUUUCUAUUUGCGUAUACGUUAUAUAAACGCGAUAAUAUCAAAUCAUUUAGAAGGGAAAUUGGUUUUGACUGAAAUAAAACACUUUCGAUUACCCAGAAGAAGUUUGUUGCGACAUUUAGCAUCGUCGGUGCAUGAUUUUGAAUCAAGUCCCGUGGAUUUGUAUGUAGAGGCAUUGUUUGACGCGUACUCUACUUUUCAGAAUCUAUACAGAUUUCAGCUCCUAUUGUUUGUCGGCAACUUCUUUAUACAUUGUCUUCUGAGUUUCUUUGUUGAAAUACUGUCAGCGCAGAAAGGGUUGAUUAACAGAGAAACAUGGAUGGAGUUCACGGACAUGCCAGCUAUUUCAUUGAUAUCCAUGCUUACAGCCACAGCAAUCAGCAUACGUUGUGAACUAUUUCUUCGCGAAGUAAUGCGUACCAGGCGACUUUGUGUAAACGUACUUGCAAGACAUUAUGAUGGUGUGAUACGAGAUAAGGCAAAGAGAAUUCUGCGCACACUUGACGCACGCCCGCCAUCACUAAGUGUAUAUGAUAUGUGGCAUAUGCAUGCUGGUACUUUGCCAGCGGUUACCAACAUAUUAACUACACUUAUGGUCGCUAUUCUUCAAUUUGUCUUAUUGUAGGGCACUAGCAGUAUGAAUUAUAUUUAUACUACCAACUACUUUUCAAGUAUAGUUGUAAGUCUUUUCCCCUUUUUGGUCUUUUUGAAUUAAAUAUUUUCUAGUGAAUAUAGUCGUCUUUGGUACACGCGAGCACUAUGCAUUUAAAUAAAACUUUUGUGACAUAUAAAUAUGCAAUUAUAUAGAUAUUAAGAGGGCUCGCGAGUGCGUUGACGGCCUUUUAAGAAUUUGUACGCUCUUUUCUUGAAGGAGAACCCCUUUCUCAACCCUGAGAAGCUGUGAUUAGAACGUCGUGUGUUCUGUGCACCAAUUGUUUUUUCCUGUGUGCGCAUUUACAAUA